AUGGUGGAGGAAAGCAAUACGAACAAUACGACUUGGUUCUGGAUUCACUGUGUUCUGACUGGGAACGCAGAAGCAGGUAUCGGGCUAAUCUGUGCUUGUCUACCUGCGAUGAAUCAUUUCUUCGCUUCAGUCAAAAGCUCGAGGAGCAAAACCUCUGAUAGUGUCUAUUUGAAGAACCAUGAACUUGGGAGCUGGCAAAAUAAUUCCAGUCGCACUGCCGCCCAUACAGUCCCCGAAAACUUCUUUCUUCCCAGUCAGAAUGAUCAAGCACAUCUAAUUUCUACUGCCGCUGGUCCUGACGGUCGUGAGAGCUCUAUUUACAGUCUCCGCUCCGAGGUACAUACCACCAACUACGAUGGAAUUAGCAAGAAUAUCACAGUGUCAUAA
Molecule: messenger RNA, 387 nt
Organism: Penicillium cosmopolitanum
Lineage: Eukaryota; Fungi; Ascomycota; Eurotiomycetes; Eurotiales; Aspergillaceae
Exons: 2
Coding region: 1-387 (128 amino acids)
Source: RefSeq, a predicted model, not a curated record